Messenger RNA from Microthlaspi erraticum, 4470 nucleotides. NCBI's taxonomy places the organism in Eukaryota, Viridiplantae, Streptophyta, Magnoliopsida, Brassicales, Brassicaceae. The record is from the annotation of a GenBank genome assembly.
AUGAAGCAUGAACGCUCUCUGUCUACACAUCUAAAGCUUCAAGCUUUUUCCUUCUCCGAUGCCAAUUCUGUUCAGAUCCGUACCCAGAGAAUAGAGGACAGAAGAUCUCAACGUGUGUUUAGCAAAGUACAAGGAGGUGGCUUUUGUGUUGCGCUUACUUCUUUCUUCUUUAAGAAACAAUCUGGAGAAAGAGAAAAAAAAAAGAUGAUCAGUGAUCGGUCGGACUUCAGAGUUCAGAUACGGAGACUAUUUGUGGUUAUGAUAAGAAUGUGCUACAGAUGGAUCUGCAAUCAUCCCUUUCUCCUUGGUUUUGUUGGGUUUUUGUACUUUCUGCAUAGAACCUCUCCUCUUCUGUUUACGUCUUUGGUGGCUGCGUCUCCUGUUUUGAUAUGCACUUUCGUUUUGCUUGGCACAAUCUUGAGUUUUGGAGAGCCAAACAACAUACCUGAAAUCGGAAAAGAAGAAUCCGAAACUGUCCAUGAGGCUGCUCUUUUUAGAACAGAGGUUUCAAGGGAUGCUGCUACUGUUGUUGAGAGAGGGGAUAAGAGUUUUACUGUAGAGAGAUUCGUGAGCACGGAGGAGACAGACGAUGGAAAUGAUGAUGAUGCUGAAAGAUUAUUGGUGGAAAGCCAACUGAGUGAGGUUGAGGACUAUGGUCGACCGUUUGAUUACAGGCCUUUGGUUGACGAGACUCUUGAUGAGGUCAAACGGGAUACUCAUGUCAGGUUUGAGGAGAGAGCAUUUGUUUUGGAUAGAGGAGAGGAGAGAUUGUUUGAGAAUGGUGGGAAGCAAGUUUCGAAUGCAGAACAAAACGGUGGGUCUUUGGAUGAGAAGAUGGGAGAUUCCAAGGAGGAUCAGAUGGAUGUAUCUCCAGUUUCACCUUGGAGACCGAUGAGGCAUGAGGAGGACGAGGAUGAUGAUGCGGACCGUGAUGACUCGGACGUGGACUCUGGGUCUGAUGGUGCAGAGAGUUCUUCACCGGAUGCUUCUAUGACAGACAUCAUACCGAUGCUUGAUGAGCUUCACCCGCUUUUACUCUCGGAAGGUCCAGAUCGUGGUAUUGCAGACGGGGAAGGAUCAGAUGCAGCUUCAGAAGGGCCACAUAGGAGGAGUAGUAGUGAUGAAGGAAUGGAGUCUGAUGUUGAUAGUGAAAGUAGUGAAAGUCAUGGAGAAGAGGGCGACAACGAGAACGAAGAGGAGGAUGAAGAAGACGAAGAGGAUGAAGGAGAGGAAGAGGAGAAGAAGGAAGAGAAGGACGAUGAAAACAAGUCAGCAAUCAAAUGGACAGAGGCUGACCAGAAAAAUGUCAUGGAUCUAGGAAGUCUGGAGCUUGAAAGAAACCAGCGGUUGGAGAAUCUUAUUGCCAGGAGAAGGGCUCGCCACAAUAUGAGAGUGAUGGCAGAGAGAAAUCUGAUUGAUUUCGACAGUGCUGAUAUUCCCUUUAACAUGCCUCCAAUCUCAACGGCAAGGCAGAAUCCAUUUGAUCUUCCGUAUGAUCCGUAUGAUGAUAUGGGAUUACCACCUAUCCCUGGCUCUGCUCCGUCCAUUAUGUUCGCUAGGAGAAACCCUUUUGACAUUCCAUAUGAGCCAAAUGAAGAAAAGCCAGACCUCAAGGGUGAUGGUUUCGAUGAAGAGUUCACUCCUCAACCACCAAAGGAUCCAGUGUUCAGAAGACAUGAGAGUUUUAGUGUCGGUCCAUCGACGCUCGGAGGUCCUAGACAUGAUAGGCUACGGCCUUUCUUUGUGCUAGAAAGAUUAGCAAAUGAGGGAACGAGCUAUCAUCAUCCAUUUGAAAGGCAGCUCAGUGAAGUCAGUGAAUCAAAAAUCAGUUCUGUUCCUGAUACUGAAUCUGUGUGCACAAUCCUGGAGGAUGAUGAAAAGAAGGUGGAUGAACAUGAACAUGAUACUGAUCGAGAAACCGAAACCGCUAAAGCUGAGAUGGCUUCUGACAAUGAUGAAGAGAAAAGCCAUUCGGCUGCUUCUGACCAUGAAGAAGGAAAAAGCCAUUCAGCUACUGACCGUGAAGAAGAAAAAAGCCGUUUGUCAGAAGAUUCCGAUUUUGAUGAACCAGCUGAUAGCAGAGAUCUUCAUCAUGAUGUGGCGGAGAUAAUACUGGGAAGUGCAGAAACACACCAUGAGCAAUCAGACAUGAUGGACGGAGAAACUUCUGAAAAUAGAAUACUUGAUGAUGAAGAGGGUUCCAGUGAUAGCGAUUCAUCUUUAUCAGAGAAAGAAGAAAAGACACCGGAUAUUAGUGAUAGUGAAGCAAUGUUGAUUUCAGAGCGGGGAGUUGAUCUUCAUGAAGAACCAGGUACUUCUUCCCAGCCUUCUUUUGGAGGAUUAGCAAUCCAUGUGGCAAGAGGGGUGGAGGAUGAUUAUCACCAUGCUGAAGACUCUUUCAUUACUGCGCACCCCUCGCUUUCGGAGUCGGCAAUUCUUGAUCUUUUGGUGGACGACCACCACGAAGAACCUGUUUACGAUUCGAGUCCUCCCUCAGGCAGUAGAUUCCCAUCAUUUUCUUCCGUAUCUUCUUCUGAUUACAAACCAGAUCUACCUAGAAAGAAUGGGGAAGAAGUACAAGAGAAUGCAGAAAAAGAAGGUGAAUUUUAUUCUGAAAGCAUAGGUUCUACGGAAAUUCAUUCCACUUCCGAUGAGACCGAAACAAGUACUAUGGAAGUAGGAGUGGCUAGCAGGCAUGUUACUGGAGAGGCAAGCUUUCCCAUUCAGGAGCUUGGAACUGAUGGUCAAAAUAACUCAACUAUUUCAGGGUCUGAAUUUGAGGAUGCUUUACUUGAUCCAUCUUCUCUGCCUUUGGAUAAGAAUGAGAACGCUGAUCACCAGGAGGAUGAUCACUUGUCUGUUUCUAGUGAAGAGGGCGUGGGAGAGCUGCAUGAAGACGUAAAAGAGACCGAGAACACUGAUCACCAGGAGGAUGAUCAUUUGUCUGUUUCUAGUCAAGAAGACGUGGAAGAGCUGCAUGAAGAUGUAAAAGAGACUGUAGAUACAAGAGCGCUAGAUGUUAGUGCAUCUUCGGUGGACUUGGUUUCUCCAACGGAAGAGGAAUUAGUAUCGACUGGGGUGGUUGAACAACAGCUCCCAAUUGACACAAGCGAGCAUGUGACAACACUGGAAGAAUCACCUGAUGUGGUACAUGACGUAGCUGAAACUUCAGAAACCAGGUCAGUAGAUGAAGGGAUAAUGAACGAGGAAGAGGAAGCGCAGAAACAAAAAGAUGAAGCCAAUCCUCAAACAUUCAAUGCAGACAUCCCAAUAGACAGUUACUCCACUUUGUCUUCCGGAGCGGUUGAGUAUGUUGAGACUCAUUCGUUUAAUGACGAAGAUGUUCCGCAGUUGGAACAAGAUCCAGGUCAGUCGUCAGCUUCUGAAGCCAAGGAAGAAACUCACCCCAACCAAACUAUGGAUAUCGAAGUAGACUCUGUAAAUGCUAGUGCCCAAAGUGUGGGCUCUGGAGAAACGACUCCAUCUGAAUCAAAUAGAGAACUGACCUGGUCAGAUAAAUCUGUGGUAGAGCAAUCAUCUCUUGAACCUGAUGAAGAUCAAGUAACAACUCGUGCAGGUCCUGUUAGUGUGGUCUUUUCCCGCAACAUCACUUUCCACGAGUAUCACGAUGCCCCUGAGGAUGCAGACGAGUUAUCUUGUUUGACGUCUGACACAUCCUCAUCUCCAGCAGAGUCUCCUCAGUACGAAACACCUAUGGUUGGUGAAGGCUCAAGGACAGAGUUCUUCCAUGGGGGUCUUGGCCAUGUGGUAGAGCGAUUAGACGAGCUUACAGAUUUACAUGCAGUAUCUCAAAGUCCUCCUGAAGUUAUCACUGAAGAGGCAGAGGCAGACGAGAUAAAAGAGAUUGAUGAAGGAUUGUUGUCUGAACUUGACACCAUUGGAGACUUCAGUGUUAAGGAAGUUGUGACAGAUUCUGAACCUGGACCAUCUUCAGAACGAUUGUUGUCUGUGGCUGACACUAUUAGAGACUUGGGUGUUGAGGAAGUUGUGACAGAUUCUGAGCCUGGACCAUCUUCAGAAGGGUUGUUGUCUGAGGCUAACAAGAAUAGAGACUUGGGUGUUAAGGAAGUUGUGACAGAUUCUGAACCUGGACAGUCUUCAAUAGAAUCAGAAGGAUUGUUGUCUGUGGCUGACAAGAGUAGAGACUUGGGUGUUGAGGAAGUUGUGACAGAUUCUGAACCUGGACCAUCUCCAGAAGGAUUGUUGUCUGUGGCUGACAAGACUAGAGACUUGGGUGUUGCGGAAGUUGUGAUAGAUUCUGAACCUGGACCGUCUUCAGAAGGAUUGUUGUCUGAGGCUGACAAGAAUAGAGACUUGGGUGUUAAGGAAGUUGUGACUGAUCCUGAACCUGGACCAUCUUCAAUGGGAUCAGAAGAAACUCCAGAGAAAUCGGAGGAAAGCAUUGCAGAAGAGAAGGUAAAUACUGAUGAGAAGAAGGAGAGUGAGUAA